GGUCAAUAGAGGGGUUAUUAUUUGAGCCAUGGCAACCAAGUUGUUAACUUAAGCGGGACGAAAUAUGUUUUCCCUGGUUGUUGGGGCCAAAUGAUUGUGAAAAUGAAGUACACUGUUGUGACUUUUGCGUUGUUUGCGCUGAAUUUUGGCUCAGCAGAAAGUACUCACAAGGGCUUUCACGAAGAUCAUUACUUUGGUGAACAGCACAAUCCAGAACAUGACGUCAAUGUCCUCCUUGGCAAUAAGGACCAUGAUGAGAUUAAGAAGCUCAGUCCAGUUGAACUGAGGAAGAGAAUGGUGGAAAUUGUGAAGAAGAUUGAUACGGAUAACGACAAGCUUUUAACUGCAGAGGAGCUCACUCUAUGGAUACAGCAGGUUUACAGGCAGUAUGCAUUGGAGGAUGCAGAGGAAAGGUUUCCAGAAUUUGAUACAAACAAAGAUGGUGUUGUGUCUUGGAAUGAAUAUAACAUGGUCAUGCAUGAUCACAUCAUUGAUGUAGAUGAAAAUACGAUUCUGGAGGACCCAGAGGAAGAAUCGGUUCGAUUUCUUCAUCUAAAGGAAAAGAGGCGCUUUGAAUUUGCUGAUGCAGAUGGUAUACCUGGCCUGAACUUAACUGAAUUCCUUGCAUUUACUCAUCCAUCUGAAGUGGAUCAAAUGGCUGAUUUUGCCAUUGAAGAUGUUCUGAACGAAUAUGACAGGGAUGGAGAUGGGUUGAUCAGCAUUGAGGAAUUCCUUGGAGACCUUCGGACAAAUGCUGAAGAUAAACCGUCACAGUGGGAAAUCGAUGAAACCAUUCGAUUCAAGCACCUGUAUGACCAGGAUAAAGAUGGCAAACUAAACCGCGAAGAGCAACUUCGCUGGGUAGCUCCAAAUAGCUAUGGCUCUGCGAGAGAGGAGGCGAUCCACCUGAUAAAGGAAAUAGACCAAGAUGGCGAUGAGAGGCUGUCGGAACAGGAGAUAUUGAAAAAUCAACAGAUCUUUAUGAAUAGUGAAGUGACUGAUUAUGGAAGACAGCUUCAUGUGACCCAUGACGAAUUAUAG
Molecule: messenger RNA, 1041 nt
Organism: Megalops cyprinoides (Indo-Pacific tarpon)
Lineage: Eukaryota; Metazoa; Chordata; Actinopteri; Elopiformes; Megalopidae
Gene: rcn2
Product: reticulocalbin 2
Exons: 8
Coding region: 91-1041 (316 amino acids)
Cellular component (GO): endoplasmic reticulum
Molecular function (GO): calcium ion binding
Source: RefSeq, a predicted model, not a curated record